Messenger RNA from Adineta ricciae, 540 nucleotides. NCBI's taxonomy places the organism in Eukaryota, Metazoa, Rotifera, Eurotatoria, Adinetida, Adinetidae. The record is from the annotation of a GenBank genome assembly.
AUGGAAACAAAAUUGAGUAAAUUAAUUCGACAACAACAAGCAACAGACGAAGAAAUCAAUUUAAUGCGGCUAUCGAUUCAACAUAUGAAAUUGAACAUUCGAAGAAUGCAAGAUUUUCGUUUAAAUAUCAAUCCGUUACUCAUUGCUGAUAAUCUUAUAACUAUUCCAAACGAGAAUUAUGGAAUAGUUGAUCGAAACAAUCAUUUUGUCUUUGAAAAUUGUGAGAAAUUUUAUACUCUUGAUAAAUCACUCUCACGGUGGAAAGUUGAAAAACAAGCGAAGGAAAUUCCGAAUUCAAUGAGUAUGUUUAUUUUACAAACAAUUCGUCAGUUUAUCGAUACACAUGGAUCGUCAAACAUCGACAUUAUAAUGAAGAAAACGAAAGAUUUGCUUAACAUAUCGUAUGGUGAACAUUGGAUUGUUCAAAUUGUUGAUGAACGUGAAAAUCAAUAUCCUGAAACAGACGAUUUUGUGGAAUGUUUACGAGUGAAAGAAACUCAAUUGAAAUGGAUUAUUCGAAUUUUAAAAAGAAUUUCUUAA